UCUGAAAAAUAUUAAUGCAGUCAUGCCACCCUUGCCUGAGGAGAACAACCCUUAAAAACAGAACUGCAUUUUUCCGUAAUUGUCCUUAAUACGGCAUCCAUAUUCAGCUGAUCUUAAUAGAUUGCUUUUAUUGUUGUCCUAAUUCUCUGUCUUCGAUUCAACAGGCAUGAACAGGCUACACGUAUGGAAUCUUUGAGCUGUAAUAUCGAAUACAUUUUUGGAGCGGGUGGAGGGUAGCCAUUUGUGAGCGUAAACUGGCCUGAGUUUCGAUUAUCAGGGUUUUCCAUUGGGCAGGGACAGAGCUAGAGGCUAAACUCCUGCUAUUGUUGCUUAAUAUACUUCAUCUGCAAUGAUUCAUAAACAACAAAAUGAUUCGAAAUAACUCUCUGAAUCUAAAUCAAUUACAAUUACAAACUAUUUGAUUAACAAAUUACAUUGUGCUAAAAAGCCUAUACUGUUUAAUAGCAGGUUAAUCUGUGACAAUUUACCCCUUUUUGAGUUCUCCCGUUGACCUUUACUUGACAAUAUGGACGAAUAUGUUCAAUAGUUUUUUCGCCACCAAAACUUUUAAGUAAAAUAAUGAUAAUAAUAAAAUUAUAUUUCGAUUUACCUACACGAUGAAACUUAAUUAUCCCCAGUCUACACUAUAUACCGUAAAUAUAUAAUCAGUGUUGUUGGGAAAGCUACUUCGGAAAUGUUAUAGGUUACAGAUUACAAAUAAUUAUUUUAAAUGUUACUAGUACUAUUUCAAUUACUUUAUCAAAGUAAUGUAACUGAUUACAUUUGAUUAGGCUAAAUUUCUAACAAAAGUUUUCAACUGAUAACCAUUUUCAAACCUUUGAACCAGGCAGGGUUAACUUUACAGUACUCUACAUUGAUUACUGUCAGAUUUUCUAGUUCCAUCAUCAUUUGAAUUAAGAUUAUAAUAAUGUAUUUUUAAAGAACUGCCACCACAAACUAACUAUGAGCUACUCUGAGAUCAUUCAGAUGUUAAAUACUUUUUUUUUUAAUUUACAAGGAAUAGUUUAAUAGCUGUGAUACUGUUUUUGAAGUCAAAUAUUUGCAUUGCUAUGACAUUCAGAUGUAACCCCCUUUGUAAUAAUUAACAUUUUCAUAAGUAACUAUAGUAGUUAACAUUUGAAGUGGAUCAAAAAAGUGAAUGAAAGUUGUCCUAAGACAAAAACGCGUUUUAGGUUUUGAUCCAUUUCGAAUGUUGACUAGUGUAAUUUUAUUACACUUUUCUUCUCGGUAAGUGUAACUGAUUACGGUUUCAUUUAUUUUUUAAUUAAAUCACGUACCUCCGUUACACGUAACUAGUUACUCCCCAACACACUGCAUAUAAUAGGCAGAAAAUGUAGAAUACAAAUGACACUAAAUGUAUUACUCGCAGUAGUAUUCCUGAAGAGAAACCUCCUUUGGAGUCUCAGGUCUGAGGGGUCUGUAUUCGCGCGCCCUCUACUGUCCCGUAUGAAAACUGUACUCAGUUCAGACACCUUACUUACCAUUAAAAAAAAAACUUGGCACCAGUUGGCCGCCCGGCGUCUCCAUCCCGCUGGAAUCUCAGGAAUACAAAGUUCUUAUCUCGCUCCACACGUUGCUUGUCGGUGACUAUUAACAAACAGGAUUGUGUUCGCGUGAGCGAGCGGGCGGGAGGCGGAGAGCGCGCGUAUAUAAGCGCUCCUGUAUAGGAGUGUUCUCUGGACUACAGAAAGAUGCAUGAGUGCAUUGAGAAGACUGCAGCUUAAUAGUGCAAAACAGAACAUUUUGAGCAGUUUGCGAAUUUAUUGGAUUAUCACAAUUUGUGUCGAAUCAGGGACUUGCGUCAUAUUAAAUAAAAUGAAUCUGAGGAUUAUUUUCCCAGUGUUGUCCAUGCUGUCAUCUGGAAUUUUUGACCUGGCUGCUCCAGCAUCUUUGGGUCAUGGCACAGCACAAGGCACGUCCAUCUCUGUGCGACACUCCAGGACUAAGAGAUGUUCCUGCGCGAGUUUUAUGGAUAAAGAGUGUGUCUACUUUUGCCACCUGGACAUAAUAUGGGUCAACACACCAGAGCGAACAGUGUCAUAUGGACUUGGAAACGCUCCACGUAAGAAGCGCUCAGUAACAGAACCUGUUGUGCCCAAGUCACGCUGCAAAUGUGCAGAUACCCAAGACAAAACAUGCUCUUCAUUCUGUCAGCUGAACAAUGCGCAUAAAGCAGCAUCAGACAAGGCAAUCCAUGCCGCCCAGGGCCAAGAUUGUACCGAGAAGCAUUGCAAACACAAGCUGGCAGACAAACCGACAAAGAUUAAACGAGUGAAAAACACAGAACAGAUUGGUGACAUCCUCUCCAGGGUGAGGGCUAUCAAGAGGAUCCAUCUUCUCCUAGAGAAAUGGCGAAUGAGACAGCACCACAGGGCACGAGCGUGGACGUCUGAAAACGCUGCCUCGUAGAGAUCUGGCCCAGCUUUAGCCCUUUGCUGAUCCACCACAGGAUUGACCUGAAUAAAAGGCUCCUCUCUGUUCAUUCAUCACACAUGUCUUGUGUAUUCAUGCCAUUGGGUGCCGUCAGGUGUGCUGGAAUACCUGCAGAUGCAAGUGUCUUGGAUCGUGGUGUUUGUCAUGUGGUCUCCACCCAGGUGUGUCGGCAUCACUGUGGAGUUGUGGAGCUCAAUGGGAUGAAAAACCAAGGAAGAUGCUGACUAAAACAAACCUAAAUUAUAAAUACUAACCUCUAUCAACUCUAAACGUUUCUGAACUAGACCUUUGGUGCAUGGGAUAACUAGUUGGACAAACCAAGUGGGACAUUUAAAUUAAACUGAUUGCAUAUAAAGACUAUGCAUUGAAGAUACUUGUUGCACAGGAGGAAUAUGCUGUAACUACAUGAAACUGUGGAAUCAGGGAUUCCAGGAACCUAAAGCGAUGUGAGACGCCCAUCAGAGGACACUGAACAUCCAGCCACUGCAUGCCAAAGACUCUUUCUUGGAUCUUGUUACUGGACUCAUUCACUUUAUUCACUGUAAACCGAUGAAGCUCUGAAAAUGCAUCAAUGCAUCAAUGGAAUUGCUAUUUUUUGCAUUUAUGUUAAAUAUUUAUCUUUAGCCAUAUUGGUUAAUAAGAUUUUUCUUAAUGUUAUUUCCAUGAAAUGAUAACAUUUAAAUGACAUUAAUGUGGUAAACAUUGUUAGGUAAUAAUAAAUAUUUAGAUUUAUUUAAACAACUUCA
This is a messenger RNA of Carassius auratus (goldfish), 3200 nucleotides long. RefSeq names its product endothelin-1-like. Gene Ontology annotation, biological process: vein smooth muscle contraction; regulation of systemic arterial blood pressure by endothelin; regulation of vasoconstriction. Gene Ontology annotation, molecular function: endothelin A receptor binding; hormone activity; endothelin B receptor binding. Bases 1717 to 2430 code for a protein of 237 amino acids. The transcript is spliced from 5 exons. NCBI's taxonomy places the organism in Eukaryota, Metazoa, Chordata, Actinopteri, Cypriniformes, Cyprinidae. The record is from RefSeq and is a predicted model, not a curated record. Gene Ontology annotation, cellular component: extracellular region.